AAAUCGGUGGCGUUUGACAAGCUGCAGCGCUCACUUGCGGUGAUACCGAAGGUCACUUCGUCUCAGCACAUUGGCCUGUCAACGGCAAUACAGAUUUGUUCUGUAACUAUUUUAUAACGCAAUGGACAAUUUUGAUAAUUUCAGUGCGUCGGAGAAAGCAGAGGCGACGGAGCUCCAACGUAUGAUUGCGAUAGAACAACAGAAAGCGCAGUUCCAGGCCCAGGUACACACUUUCACUGACGUCUGCUGGGACAAGUGUGUGGAAAGUCCGGGCUCAAAGCUGGACUCCCGGACAGAGACGUGCCUGGUGAGCUGUGUGGAGCGAUUCAUCGACACCACCCUGACCAUCACCAACCGCUUCACGCAGAUGGUGCAGAAGGGAGCUCAUUAAUACUGGGCUAAAGAUGCCAACCGGACUGUGUGAUGACAUGAAUAAAAUAUUUAGUAUUCCAAACAUGGUGAUGGAAGAUUAUGUGAAGAGGACAUGUGUAUGUUUUUUACUGUUUAUGCUUUCGACGGGUGGAGGGGGAACUCUGCUUGGCUGUAGCUGCAAGAUGUACCUGUUUGAAUUGAGAGAUAAUGUUCUGUGACAUUAGUAAAGUGACACAUUGUGCUCAUGUUCACCAUCCUGUCUGUGAUCCUUCAUGUUCAUAACACAAUGGGAAGUGAAGCAGGGAAAGAAGGUCGUGGUGGCUGCUGGUGAGCAGAGUCCCUCGCCACUGUUUCAACACAUCUGGGUUCAGGGACACGUUUGAAUUUGUCACUUUGAGUAGAAAACAUCACAGGGUGGAGAAAGCAUUAAAGAUGAUCUAAUGAGAUUUUUUAUUUUCAGAAAUGGACAACCAGAACAACUUUGUUUUCAUAUAAAUGUUUAUGAAGUGAUAAAUAAAUGCAAACAUCAAGACA
Molecule: messenger RNA, 906 nt
Organism: Cottoperca gobio
Lineage: Eukaryota; Metazoa; Chordata; Actinopteri; Perciformes; Bovichtidae
Gene: timm8b
Product: translocase of inner mitochondrial membrane 8 homolog B (yeast)
Exons: 2
Coding region: 122-391 (89 amino acids)
Source: RefSeq, a predicted model, not a curated record